Cotesia glomerata is the source of this 1065-nucleotide messenger RNA. Its product is annotated as delta(3,5)-Delta(2,4)-dienoyl-CoA isomerase, mitochondrial. The transcript has 6 exons. Gene Ontology annotation, molecular function: delta(3,5)-delta(2,4)-dienoyl-CoA isomerase activity. NCBI's taxonomy places the organism in Eukaryota, Metazoa, Arthropoda, Insecta, Hymenoptera, Braconidae. The record is from RefSeq and is a predicted model, not a curated record. Gene Ontology annotation, cellular component: mitochondrion. The coding region runs from base 94 to 1014 and encodes 306 amino acids.
UAUACCAAACAAAUGCAAUAAAGACUUUGACCAUCCAGUAAUCAGUGCACCUAAAAUUAAACAUUAAUUAUAUUAAAAUAUUCAAUUUUUAAGAUGAUUUCCUCAGCAAAAAUUAUGAGUUCACUACAAUCUUCAAUUAAAGCUGCUGGAUUUCGAAGUAUCAGGGCAGCAUCAGACAUGAAGUCGUUGAGUUUUGAAACACUUUCAGUGUCAAGUCCCAAAGAGUAUGUUUAUCAAGUUCAAUUGAAUCGACCGAACAAGUUGAAUGCACUUAACAAUACUAUGUGGGAAGAAAUUGGUAAAUGCUUUCAAGAGCUUGACGGUACGCCAGAGUGUCGUGUUAUCAUAUUAUCAGGAGCCGGGCGAGCAUUUUGUUCAGGAAUUGAUUUACAGGAUGCUAUGAGCAUGGGGUCAAUGUUGGCUGAGCAUGAUGAUGUCGCUAGAAAGGCUAGAGUAUUGGAGCAGAAAAUAAAAAAAUAUCAAGAUUCGUUCUUGUCUAUUGAAAAAUGUCGUAAGCCAGUCAUUGCUGCAGUUCACGGAGCAUGUGUAGGUGGAGGUUUCAACAUGAUUUCUGGAGCUGACAUUCGUUAUUGUUCAUCAAAUGCAUGGUUUUCUUUGAAAGAAGUUGAUCUUGGAAUGGCUGCUGACGUUGGAGCUCUGCAGUGGUUUUCGAAAAUUGUUGGCUCUGAAAGUUUGGCUCGAGAACUGGCGUUCACUGCACGUAAAAUGCUGGCUGAUGAAGCUUUCAAGUGCGGAUUUGUCAGUAGAUUAUUCAACGAUGAUGAAACACUGUUUAAGGAAUCCUUAGCGCUUGCUGAGGAAAUUUCAAAAAAAAGUCCAGUAGCCGUCCAAGCAACUAAAAUGACGAUGGUGUAUUCUCGAGAUCGCCCAACUCAAGAAGGCUUGGAUUAUGUUAGAACGCUCAACCAAACGUUUUUACAAAGUGAAGAUUUUGUAAAUGCUGCAAUAGCACAAGCAACAAAAGGAGAACCGGCAGUGUUCUCCAAAUUAUAAUACUAAAAUUUAAAACUGAAAAUUUAUUAUUUUAAAAUUUUGUUUAUAAUU